Messenger RNA from Spirometra erinaceieuropaei, 7675 nucleotides. The record is from the annotation of a GenBank genome assembly. Lineage: Eukaryota; Metazoa; Platyhelminthes; Cestoda; Diphyllobothriidea; Diphyllobothriidae.
AUGAAGGCAAAGAAACGUUUACCCUCGAAGCCGUCUUCCUCACCGAAAAUUGUUCGAAAUGAGUUAUUAAAGCUAAACGAAUCGACCUCCCCAGGUCCUGAUGCAAUUCCGGCCAAGCUGCUGAAGGAACUAGCUCCCGAAAUGUCCAAGCCACUAGUCAAGAUCUUCCAAACGUCAUUUGUUACUGGAUGCCUGCCCUUUGAUUGGAGGUCCGCUACCAUCACUCUGCUUUUUAAGGAUGGAAGUCAUGCGUCUGCAAAUAAUUAUAGGCCAGUGAGUCUUACCUCUAUCUGUUGCAAAAUCAUGGAGAAGAUCGUUAAGAAGGCCUUGAUGCAGUUCCUUGAGCAGUACCACCUCCUCUCCGAUGCCCCACACGGCUUUCGAGGUGGUAGGUCCUGCCUCACGAAUAUGCUAUUUACGCUUGAACGCUGGACCAAAGCACGCGAUGAAGGCAAUGUGGUGCACGCCAUCUACAUCGACUUCAAAAAGGCCUUCGACAUCGUUCCCCACCAAAGUCUCUUGCACAAACUGCGCAAAGCUGGAAUUCGUGGACGCCUUCUUCUAUGGAUCCAGGGAUUUUUUCUAGUCGGUGCCAAAGAGUGCAGGUCGGGCUUCAACAGUCCUCAGAUGUUAGCGUGGUGAGUGUCGUCCCACAGGGCUCUGUCUUAGGUCCCACGUGAUUCCCCGCUUUCAUUAAUGACUGCGUCAAGGACCUAGACUGUGAUGCCAUCCUGUUUGCCGACGACAUAAAAUUGUGGAAAGUUAUUCACAAGGCGGCAGACGCAGACCACCUGCAAGCAAACUUGAACAGGCACGAAGACUGGUCGAAGCGCUGGCUUAUGCCCUUCAAUAUAAGCAAGUGCGACUUUCUUCAACUCGGCAGCUUCAGAGCCUCCAGUCCCAGGACUUACAUAAUUAAAUAAAAAAAACCUAGUCAAUAUGAGACUUAGGUCUGAGCUAUGCAAAUACCCCUGACUCACCUUUCCUCAUUAAACAAAUAACACCAAAAUCCACUCGCCUGUACGGACUCACAUGUAAAGAUUUUCCCUUAAAUGUACUUAAAGUGCAACUUUUCAUAAUGUACGCUCAACCCCUCUUAGAGUGCUGUUUUACUGCCAUUGGCAUAAUGCCUUUAGAUGACCGAAAGAAACUGAAGGCACUCACGGACACUUUACCAGGUCAUUGUCAAAAUGUGAUGGCACCCAAGGUUCAUACUUAGGAAGAUACCAUAAAUACAGUCCUCAACUCCUCUGGAUCAGAAAACUCAAAACAAAUCAAAACAUCCCGCGAAGCACUGGAAAUGAAGAAGAUUUUAUAAGAAUCCCCAAAUUUGAAAAGUCCCAACGUUUAAAUUUCUACUCCAUACGAUAUGCGACUAUGUGUAAUGCCCUCCAAAUUCUAUUCACAAAAGUCGAAACCAUAUAGAAUUCAUGUAAAAACUAAGAAAUCCCUUUCAAAUAAUUAUAUACACUUAUUUUUGAAUAAGAUAGGACUGCACUGAACUGAUAGGGCAUUUCUCAAGGCAAUUAUUUGGUAUAGAAUUUGGCCUGAUGAUCACAUUAAAAAGCCGACCGAAGGAUACCACCAAUGCGUUAAAAAGAUGAAGGAACGUACAAAGAUUUCCAAAUGUGGAUGACUACGAGUUUGAUGCUGUAGAACUCAAAUUGUCCUUCACAAGCUGAUUACUCACUACCAGCCUUGUAAAUAAUUUCGUGGUCUACCCUUUUGCCGCACAGAUUCACAUUGAACGGAAAAAAAUUUCGUGUUGAAUAUUGGCUCGGACACAUCCCAAGCGUGUCAGUUUUGUAGGGACUAUAAACAUGAAACAUUUGCUGUAAAUUUGAUGGUUCACCAAGGGCUUCGCCCAUAGCCCAGUAGCACCAGACGAUACAAGAAAAUAUAUAGAUGCUGCAACGGCAUAUAAAUAGUUAGCGUGGAUGGGAGACGAAACACCAUGCUUAUUUAACAGCCGGCAAGGAGAACAACGUUCUGGAAGCUGCAGCUAUGGGCCAUUGGGAUUGCUGGCGCAGGGGGGGGGGAGGGGGCGAAAAGAGCGCCGCAAUCGGUGUCGAAUGAGGGACCUUCAGCAGGUGUGAGAGAAUGGACAACGGCAACCUUUAGCAACAAACAAUUACACAGUUCCUAUCUUGGACCCCACCGAAAAUCACUUCAGUCUGCCCGGAGGACUCUGUAGAUUCCGUGGUUUACUACAGGAUUCUGGACGAUUCUAAGAUCCGGAAUUUCCUACCUUUGCCUAUUUGAGCACCAUCGGAACACCAAAUAACCUAUCACAACCUGAACCACUUUGGCUGCUAGACCCUAAGGCCGUCUCCUCCACGCUCAAUCGAGGAAUGCCCCGCACCCUCCGCGCAAUCAGUUGCCUUUCAGUCCUGCGCAGUGCUUUAAGACCUCAAUGGCGAUUUCUCUCAUCUUCCACAAUCGAUCCUGUAAAGAAGGAAGGCAGUUUAUGUCCACCAAAUAUCCAAGGCCAAGAGAAAAUCUUCCCUGCGCACAUCGAGAGUAUUGCCGAUUCGAUAGCGAAACUGACGCUUUUGGAAGUAGCAGACCUAAAUGAACUCCUAAUUAAACGACUAAAUAUAAAGGUAGGAUCUCCUCAUUGCAAUCCUGAGUAGCUACAAUAGCCUUUUAAGGCGAUCAUUAUUGUGGCAGGUUGUCACUUUCCUCGUGUUAUAAGUUAGUAACAGGUUUCUUUCACGAAAUCGUUAGCUUUCAAAUCGAAACCUCAUAAUCAGCAUUUAGGAAUUAUAAUUUCGCCCUGAUACAAAGGUGCUAGCACCCCAUCUUCUACAUAUUUGUGUCUACAGCCUUCUCAGUUGGCACAUCUCCGUACUAAGGGCUGGGAUGGACCGACCCAUGGUCUAGUCCAAGGGGUCGUUUGUUGUCAUUUUUAUUACAACUGAUCAACAAUACUGCCCGGUUUUGCAGCACAGAUAAUGUGGGAACGUUCCAUGCACAUAUCACUGUAGGAAUCAUUGGAUAAGUAAACUACUUCCUGCCAGCUGUGAUGAAGAUAAAAGAAAUGAACGCCCCCUCAAAUUGGAUCAUGACCCCAUUCCUCCUGUUUGAGCCGGCGCUUAAGGAGGAGACAUAGGCGUGGUUCCUUUGAUAGACCAACGCUCGAGUCCAUUCUGCGGUUCUGUCUACUUUCUCGUUUCAUGACUUUACUAUGGCCCUUGCGCCCUAUUGACGAAUUCCUUACUUGAUCACACUUAGGGCGAUAUGUCUCAUGACGGACAGCGCUGGCUCCAUGUUCUUUAACAGAAUGGAUAUAACAACCUAAGUUCCAAUCAUUAUCAAAACGUCCAGAUAUCACUUCGACAUCGGCUUUGACCUCUCAAAUGAUAUCUGAAUAGGUGAUGCCCCCUUCUGCCUCUAGCAUGUAGUUGGCGCCGUGUAGUAUUAGGAGUACGCAGUAAGACUUCGAGGACAGCCCGUUGUUUUCGCCAAAAGUUGACAGUCAACCAGAAAAUUAGAAUUUGGGUUGUCCAGUCCCACAGUGAUAGAAAUUUGAUGUUUGCCGUAAGCGUCCAAGGACCUCCAGUUGUCUUGCGAACACAGACUCUAAUCCUUAGAGGUCUAUUUACCUUUAUUCUGCUUCGUGAAAACGUUUGGCAUGAGUUAACGAAGACAAUCAGUAAGUCGCGUUUAACACCGUCGUACAAAGUAAAUCACGUAUUUUAUCUUGCUUUUUCUGGAACUAGCCGUGGUCGGCGAUUUUGUCGUUGAAAUAGGCAUAAAAUGCAUUUUUCUGAAGCAUGGUGUCUUGCUAUUGCCAUGGCAGGUCUCAUUAGCAAACAAUGUAUUCACAGGUUCGCCCCUUUCCACGUGCAUUUUGUUGCAGCCCUUGACAACGAGAAACUUUUAGCAUAAAUAGACCACUGACGAUGAGGUCAUGUCGCCUAAUUCCCACAGUUUAGGCCAAAAAAUUCUGCGUCCGUUUCGUUUGGAGUGCCUGAAGGAGCUAAUAGGAAGAGGGAAUAGGACGUAUUGAAAGUAGGACGUGUUCUUCCAUCGUGGCUUCUUUAGCAGUAUCUCCAAACCUCUAACCAUGAGAACUGUGUGGUUGUUGCGUUCACUACCACCGUCCAAAUAUGAGGAAUGAGUGUAGGUGGUAUUAAGGUCACGGUGGACUCGGUGGCGUUGCGACUGGUCAAUAAGUUUAAUUAGAACGUGCGAACCAGCUGGUGGAAAGCACGUGUACUUAUAAAAAGAGGAAUGUAAAGACAUGCAGCUGACUGUAGCUCCAAUGUCAGCCCUAAACACGCUCGGUAAUUUUGACUUCCUCGGAUCAUCAUAGUAAUUCAAACUUAUCAACCUGGAAUCCACAGCCUAACCUGGUCGCUAAUUACAGUGUACAGUUUGCAGUCGGUCGCCGACAGACUUUCGAUCUAGGUUUGCCCACGCUGACCUGACGCACUGCGAUCCGGAGUGCGCUCAGGCUUAUUGUUUACCUCGCCCAUCCACUUCAUUAUUUGGCCGUCCCGACGCGUUCGUUCGCCGCACGGUCAACUAUCUAAAUUGUAAAGUAGGCUGGGACAGUUCACGGGGUGCAUUCAUGUCCUACCUCAGAAGUUCGAUGAAACCUCAUCGCGCUGGUGUCUAGUUGACUCAACGUGCUCUCAGAGAUAAACUUUCAAGUUAUGUUUGAAUGUGGCAGUAAUUUGAAUGUUAUGUGAAUUGAUGUCGCCUGAGGCGUCGGAAACAAAACUGUCAAGCCUUUUUUGUCGUUUUAGCGGUGGUUUAGAACUGCAUAUUGGUGUAGAACACGCGUCGUAAACACAUCGCAGCGAAAUCCACGUUAACUACAGCAGCGCGGGACACACAGAUACCUCUGCGGUAACUUCAGAGCCUAAUUCAUGUAUGGAGCUAUGGUCUGAUCUCCCAGCCUGAUCUUAACUCCAUAUCUAUCUGAACUACCAGCCAUGCCAAUUUGGCGAAGGUGGGUGCACUUACCGACGACUGGCGUCUUGAUACUGUGCAGUCAGUAGCUUGAAUGAAUGGGCAACGUCCCUUCUGUACUGCGCCGUUAUAACGCUCACAGAAUCAGGUUUGUGGUUAACAAUGCGCAACUUAUUCCCUCGUCCAAACGAGCAGUCUGUCGCAUUUUCCACUUGAGAUUCAGAUUUACAUAUUAACGCGGUCGCCCUAUAACGAAUCGAACAUCACGACUGACGAACUAAGGUCAUGCGGUUUUCAAGUUUGACAACUAAUUUAGCCUGCCUAGUUCGUAACUUUUUAACUACAUUCUUCCCAUAAAGCAGCCAUGGCAAGUUUAAUCAGAAUGAACUUUCUCAAAUGAGUAAUCGAAAGGUACGAGGGAUCUUAUGCAUAUGAAAGCACGGAGAACUCAACUGCUGACAAUGCCAAAGUAUUUUUUGAAGAGACAGGGCGGCAGACGGCCCUUAAAAGACACUAUGCAAAGUCGGGUGGGUGCGCAUCUCCAGCGGCUAUCGUAGUGGUUGUGGAGGCCCACCUAUCAGUUAUGUAGCCCGAAGAGCAAGGUAGUUUGAUUGUAGCACGGAAGUCAACGAUACAAUGCAUCAUUCCAGGUUCCUACACAUGUCCUACGUGUUCACCCGUUGGAUCGGUUGCCCGACUCGUCAACGGGCGACAAAUAGCGGAACGGCCUUCCGCAAAGUUUGAGCGUGAGAUAAGCAGGCUUUCGGUUCUGCGAAAUGGUCAGUCACGGACCAGCAGUAACAGUGCUAUCCAGGACACCGAGAGUAAAGGUCGUGCACGCCGACCGUCUUAUAAAAUACAACAAACGCUGGUGACGGCACUGUGACAGGACGACUCUGAAGCCCAUUAAACAAUUCUUACCACUCCUGCUGCCUUGUUAGGUUCUUAAACUAAAGCGCUGGAGGAAAUAACCAACAAGCAAUCCGAGCGGCUGUAAGAGGUCCGUCUCCGUUCAAAAUAUCCGAAAAACCUCAUGAAAUGACCGACCCAAUUAUUAUAGUCUAUGCUAAGGUGUCCGGAUGAACGGGCACGUUCCGCAACCCUGAUCCGGUAGCGCGGACAUUUAGUAUGCCAGCUAUAUCACUGGAUUGGAAAUGGACUCUCGGUAUUGGAUGCUGAAUUGUGCAGGCUCGGAUGCUCUGGAAAUAAUGACCCCAGGAGUCAACUCUCACUUCACCCUAUACCACAGUGGCCUACACGACUCUUCUGACAGACACGAUGCGGUAACCACUCUCCCAGCGAGAUAACCCGCAUGAAGACCGACCAAUGACUUGCUGGUUUACGUGCGACUGAAAGUUCACUUAACGAACAUCUCUAUCGCACCCGUGUACGCGCCAACAUUAGCUGUUGACCAGCACGUCAAAGAAAUCUACUUGCAGCCGCAAAGACUAAAUCCCGCACCACAAACUAUGCAGGACACAAUUCGCAAACGACUCGACUUGGCACCGUUGGGAUGUAAUUCCAUAGCGCGUGCGUUGCACACCGGCACUAAGCACCCACUCACCAGUUUUGUAUGACCUUCUUCACCAUGCAUGUGACAUUCGAAUGGAAGAACCCGUUAGUCGACUUCUCUUUGAAUAAUUUUUCUCGACACGCAUCCUUGUGCUCACUUUUUUAAUCCUACUAAGGUGGACAGUGCAUGUCUCACCCAGUUAAAAUCUGUAUAUGUCCUGUGGAAUCACAAAUUUAGCGCCAGUCUAGCACUUCUUUCACAUUCCAGAACAAGACACUGAAAUGGCCACCCCUGACCUAUCAGUAGUCAUUAGCCAGUGAAGUUCUUCCACACCGCCAACGUCAUCAGACUGAAGACCUCGAAGUCCUCACUAUUCUGGAAGUCGAGCCGGGCAAUUUUACAUUUGGAGUCAGCCCCGACAUCAGAUGAGCCGUCCAGUUUAUACCAACUCCAGCCAGAAAAUAGAAUUUCCGUUUUUGGCAUUUGUCAGCUGCAAAGGAGCCUUUGGUGUCCAGCCAGAAUUGGCAACGCCCUGACAUCCCUACCGUGUAUAAUCUCCGCUGGCAGCCUUUCUCUUUUCACCGGCUCUCGUCUUAAAGCAGGCGGGGUGCCAGCCCAUAACAUAAUUCCCCAGAGCCCGACUUAUAACCUAGUCCCUUGACCUCAUGGUUAUCUGUCCCCCAGGCUCCUUCACAUGGCAUGGCCUUUAUGUCGGCGGCCGCGCCCCAGGUCAGCCCCGCAACCGAUACUACAGAAACCGAGGAGGUCGAGCAGGCAGCGACAAAGACCGCAUUCACAGUCAAACUGGUGAAAUUCGACGCCGCCAAGAAAGUUGCACUCAUCAAGGAAAUCAAGGCACUUCUUCCGGAUAUGAAUUUGGUACAGGCGAAAAAGUUUGUUGAGGUAAUGAGUGGAGAUUUUAAUGUUCUUAGCCUUUGUAUAAAGUGAAAAGCUCGCCUGCAGUCUUCUGCAAGCAAUAAUAGCCCAGGCCGACAAUUUCGACGACACAAUAAUUUGUGCCGGCUUAGUAUAUGAGUGACUAUCCAACCUAAAGCUGCGACAAUGUUUACGUCUUCAUAUGUGCUGUACUCUCCCCGAAGCUCAACAUCUAACGGCUGUUUUAUUUAUUUAUUUCAAAUCAAGGCCGCUCCGGGUAUCCUAAAAAAGGAUUUGAGCAAGGACGAGGCGGAAGCAAUGAAAAAGACUCUAGAGGGCUGCGGAGCAACCGUGGAAAUCGAGUAA